CUUACUCCAGUCAGUCCGCUUCUCAGGGAGGCUUAAGCCUGUCAUUGCUGCAGAGAUGACACUGAGCGGGCAGCGCUAACAGGAAGCGGGAGCUUUGGGGCAGAGUUGAAGUGGGCAGACAGGAAAUAUGUUUAAGCUGUAGUCAAGGAUCUGACUGAGCCAGUACAGUUUCAGAUUGUGUCAGGAAGUGACAUUGGCAGAAAGAUCACAACAACAACAACAACUUUUGUAUCAGCAUUGAGUUUCAGACCAUCAUUUUCAGAAGAGAUUUGUCAGAAGAAGAAAAAAAAAAGGCUGAAAUAUUCUCUUCAUUGCAAAACACUUGACUGAUUCCCAGAGGAUUCUGCUUCUGAAUUUAGAAGGACCCUCUAGGAGCUGAAGAAUUCUUACCAGAAUUUUGACAUCUGGAACACAAUCAACGGAUAGAGAAUGUGGGCACUGGGUUAAGUUCUUCCACAGCCUGGAAGACACAGCCUCGGACGUAACCUGAGAAAGGAGCUGCAUCAGAGUGCACAUAUAAACUGGAAUGUUACCAUGGAAGGACAGCAUCGACUAGAAGACCAAAACAGCCCUAUGUGCAAAGUCCAGGGGCAGGAAUACCAGCACGACGGCCAAAGACACAUGACUUCCUAUCCCUACCGGUGCAAUUUGGCAGACUUCAAGAUAGAGAAGAAGAUCGGACGGGGGCAAUUCAGUGAGGUCUACAGAGCCACCUGCCACUUGGACAGAAAGCCUGUGGCCCUGAAAAAAGUUCAGAUAUUUGAAAUGAUGGAUGCCAAAGCUAGACAAGACUGUAUUAAAGAAAUUGAUCUCUUAAAGCAACUGAACCAUCCAAAUGUGAUCAAGUAUUUGGAUUCCUUUAUUGAAGACAAUGAGUUGAACAUUGUUCUGGAGCUUGCAGAUGCCGGAGACCUCUCCCAGAUGAUUAAAUACUUUAAAAAGCAGAAGAGGUUAAUUCCAGAGAGGACAGUGUGGAAAUACUUUGUGCAGUUAUGCAGCGCUGUGGAACACAUGCAUUCCCGUAGAAUCAUGCACAGAGACAUUAAGCCUGCUAACGUGUUUAUAACAGCCACAGGGGUGGUGAAACUGGGAGACCUUGGGCUAGGGCGAUUCUUCAGCUCCAAAACCACCGCGGCACAUUCCUUGGUGGGAACACCAUAUUACAUGUCCCCAGAAAGAAUCCAUGAAAAUGGCUACAACUUCAAGUCCGAUAUCUGGUCCUUAGGGUGUCUGCUGUAUGAAAUGGCAGCUUUACAGAGUCCUUUCUAUGGAGACAAAAUGAGCUUGUUUUCCCUGUGUCAGAAGAUUGAGCAGUGCGACUACCCCCCUCUGCCCAAAGAACACUACUCGGAGAAGCUACGAGAGUUGGUCAGCAUGUGUAUUUACCCAGACCCAGACCAAAGGCCAGACAUUGGCUACGUUCACCAGAUAGCAAAACAGAUGCACGUGUGGACCUCCAGCACAUGAAGAUGCGAGGACGGACCCUGAUGAAGCCCAGGCAGCCCCGCCUCACUUGAUUACGUCUCUUCCGAGAAGUAGAGGCCAAUGGAGCUUUGGGAAGAGCCCAAGUCAUUUGAUAACCGCGCCUAGUAUUGUGUAAACCAGGCUCGUGGUCCAGGCGCCAAGGCCACAACUCCAGGAGGCAACGCAUUUAAAACUGAUUUUAGAUGUCAUGUUACAAGUUGUAGAUUCUCUGAAACAAGCUGUGUGUAAUGUAGACUAGAGCAGAAUGAAACACGGUGCCUUACAGCAUCCGAAAUAGAAUUCUAAUGUGAAUAUUGAAAUAAUUCCUCUGGUGAACUUGUGUUUGUAUGUCCUUAGUUUACUGUGUUAUAAUAGCGCAAAGGAAACGCAUCGGAUCAAUUGCUUUCCUUUCUCUCUCGAUGUGCCAAUCAUUUAUGGAAUAACAUGUUUAUUAUUGUUCAAUGUGUUUGUCAAUGUUUAAGAAAAAAAAAAUAAGUUGAACUUUGGAAAUUUUUAUAUUUUUUUGUUUGUUUAAAAGGGAAGAUGAACAGCGAAGAGAACAGUGCUCACCUCACUAGGGAGGGAGAUUCUUUUAUAUAAGGAAAUUCUGGCCGUACCGUGGCAAAGUCACAAUGGCACCGGCUGUAUUUAGGAGAGACUCGCUUCUAGCUGCAAGCAAAGGAAUACUUUCAGAAUGGAUUGUGUCUGACUGCAAUAAAGCAAAUGCAGCGUUAUCUUCUGUGCAGCGUGAAUACCCUACCUUUUCAUUCGAACUGUGAAUACUUAGCAAAUGUGAAGGAUGAACAGAACUGUUUCUAGUACAGGAGGCUGCGGCGCCAUUGGGAGCGCUGGAGAGUCGCUCUAACAUUAUAUUCAGACUUGCUGUUACAGUAUCUGCUUCGUAUGUUUUUAACGCAGCUGUCUCGGAAAAAAAAUAAAGUGUUCUUUGUGGUUGCUUUUGAAAAAAAAAAAAAUUCUUUGCAAAUAAAUGAUUUCUCCAUA
Xenopus tropicalis (tropical clawed frog) is the source of this 2466-nucleotide messenger RNA. RefSeq names its product NIMA-related kinase 6 (gene nek6). The record is from RefSeq and is a predicted model, not a curated record. Gene Ontology annotation, molecular function: transferase activity; protein kinase activity; kinase activity. The transcript is spliced from 12 exons. Bases 535 to 1467 code for a protein of 310 amino acids. NCBI's taxonomy places the organism in Eukaryota, Metazoa, Chordata, Amphibia, Anura, Pipidae. Gene Ontology annotation, cellular component: centrosome; spindle pole.